UACGCGGGUAUGAAUAAAUAGUUCUUACCAAUUAAGUCAUGGCAUUAUUUUGAGGCUAGGCUAGGUUCACAAAAAUCCCCAGCCCUUCCUCUCUAGAAACAAAAAGAGAAUAUUGCUUGUUUAAAAAAAAAUAGCCAUGAAAAAAUUGAUCAGUAUUUGAAACCCACACUACUGGGUCUAACUGAAUGCUAAAAAUAGAUGACAGUUUCAUGCUGGGUUUUACAGGACCUAUAGGAACUCCCAUGCCCUGAAGAAAAGGAGGAAGAGAAAAUUGUAAAAAAUUAUACAAAGUUAUUUUUUUCUUGGUUGCAUUUUUUUUUUCUGGGUAGGGGCUUCCUGAGUGAUUUCCAUUUGGAGGAGCUCUACUGGAAUUGGUGUAUAAUAUUUUUCUGAAGAAAGGAAUUGGGAACAAUGAAUCAUUCUGCCAUGGAAAUUGGCUCUUGUGACACCCAUGAAGAGAGAAAGCUCUAUGUUAUUGAUUCCUUAAAUGACUUAAAUAAGGUGAACCUCUCUCCUACUGGAUCCCAGCAUGUAAUCGAUCAAGAAAAGAAGUUCCUCGGAGGUGCUGUUAACAUAGGGAAUGGAGCCAGAAACCGAAGCUUAUUCUUUGUUGGGUUGAUCAUAGCCUUGUUCGUCAGCUUGACCCUGGUUUCUUUUGUGAUAUUCUUACUAAUUCAAACUGGAAGCAAGAUGGAUGAAGUGGCGAGAAGAUUAACAGCUGAAGGAAAGGAUAUCGAUGAGCUCAAGAAAAUAAACAGCAUGAUAUUAAAUCGUCUCAACCAAUUGGAUGCUAUUGAAAACUAAAGAAAUGAUCUGUAAACCAUUAAUUGUGAAAAUCUGGAGAGUAUUCUUAACUUUACCAAGAAUCUUAGAGGUUAGCUUUUCAGGUGGUUACUAUAAGAGGGUAACAUAUUAUCUAAGCAAUGAAAAAGGGUUGUUGACCUUAGUUUGGUUGUAUCCAAGAGAAAUAGUUCUGGAAUUGGCAAUUUCUUAGGACUCGGUGAUACAGUUGUUAAUUCUCUGUGGAGUUAGAAGGUAUGUGAGAGAAUGUCUGGAGAACGCACUGGAUUCAUAGUCAGAAGACUUUUGCUCUAUUUCUGGCAGUGCUGUCUUAUAACCUUUCUGGACAUCAACUUCAUAGGUCCAUAGUAUAGAUUUAGAGCUGGAAGGAACCUCAAUAUAUCUAUUCCAACCCUCUAACUUUUCAAAGGAGAAAAAUAAAACCCAGGGAGGUUCAGUGACUUAUCCAGGGUUACACGAGUAGGAAGCAUCAGGGUUUUAAUUCAGGUCCUUUCACUAUAGGACCGUUGCUCUUUCCACUGUACUACAAAGCCUUUUCUUAAAUCUAAAAUAAGAACGUUGGAUUGAAUGAGUUCUAAGGUUUCUUUCAACACUGACAUGUUUUAUAUUCUAUGUUAAGGUGUUGGUUUGAAUGACAUUAAAACCUCACAAAGAGGUUUCAAGCACAACCUUUAAGAAUGUUUUUCUAGACAUAAUCAUCUAUGUGUCACAAAUUUAUAAUGCUUUGCAAAUAUUUCCUGAGAAGAUCUGAGGAAUUACUCCUUACUAUUAUUGCUUUUAAAGAUAAGCAAAGGCAAUGUCUUUUAUUUAAAAAUUUUUUUCUAAUAGAUAUUGUACUUUUGUUAUUUUCUUUCCUUUCUAGUCUUUAGACACCUUAAUUCCUUCCAUCUAUCCUACUAUUCACUGACACUGGCCUCCUUUCUGUUCCUCACACUCAAUACCCCAUUAUAUAGUUUUAGGCAUUUUCACUGGCUUACCUCUAUGCCUUGAACUCUCUGACUCGUGGCAUCCCUAACUUCCUUAAAAACUCAGCUAAAGUUCUAUUUUUUACAAGCCUUUCCCAAUGAUCUCCCUCUUUGCCUUCUGUCUUAGAAUAGACAUUAAGUAUCAGGUCCAAGGCAGAAGAGCAGUAAAGGCUAGGCAAUUGAGGUUAAGAGACUUGCCCAGAGUUACACAGCUAGGA
Molecule: messenger RNA, 1984 nt
Organism: Monodelphis domestica (gray short-tailed opossum)
Lineage: Eukaryota; Metazoa; Chordata; Mammalia; Didelphimorphia; Didelphidae
Gene: LSMEM1
Product: leucine rich single-pass membrane protein 1
Source: RefSeq, a predicted model, not a curated record